AUGGACCGGAGCGUGAUGUUCUGCCCGCGCGGCGCUGCCCUUAGACCCGGCCUGGUGCCGUUUGCGUGUCUGGCGGUGCUGCCAGCCCCGCCCGGCCCUCGGCGGCUUUCCCUGUCCUGCCUGUGGGGCCGGCCGGCAGCGCGAGGGCCCCGACCCCCCCAGGCGGCCGACCGCAGCCUGCAGUGCCCCAGCUUGAGUCCUGCCAGGCAGGGGAAGCGCCUGCCUGGUGACCCCAGUGCCCGCCUGCCGCUCAGCCCCACGGACGGACGGCGGGACAGCGACCUGGGGCGGCUCGUCUCCGGCCGGCCACGGGGCUCGGCGCGUCCUGAUGGGCCCCGGCGGCGGCCGCGGGAACUUUCGCUCCUGCGUCGCCCCUACGGGAGCGCGCGAGGCGGGCGGGCGGCGCCGAGCCGCUCCCAGGUGGGACCAGCAGCCGGGGACCGCGGCUCCCGCAGCCCAGCCCGGAGGCAGGAGGAAGGGGAGGAGGACGCAGGCCGGGAUCGCGCCCGUCACGACUCACGAAGGAGGACGCUGCUCCCGGCCGCCAGCCUGCUGCAGCUGAAUGGCGUCCGGGACGCCUGCUGCAAGUUCCUGCUGAGCCAGCUGGACCCCUCCAACUGCCUGGGCAUCCGGGGCUUCGCCGACACGCACUCCUGCGGCGACCUGCUCAAGGCGGCACACAGGUACGUGCUGCAGCACUUCGUGGACGUGGCCAAGACCGAGGAGUUCAUGCUGCUGCCGCUGAAGCAGGUGCUGGAACUGGUCUCUAGUGACAGCCUGAACGUGCCGUCGGAAGAGGACGUCUACCGGGCCGUUCUGAGCUGGGUCAAGCAUGACGUGGACGCCCGGAGGCAGCACGUCCCGCGGCUGAUGAAGUGUGUGCGGCUGCCCCUGCUGAGCCGGGACUUCCUGCUGGGCCACGUGGACGCGGAGGGCUUGGUGCGGCACCACCCCGACUGCAAGGACCUGCUCAUCGAGGCCCUCAAGUUCCACCUGCUGCCCGAGCAGAGGGGCGUCCUGGGCACCAGCCGCACCCGGCCCCGGCGCUGCGAGGGCGCCGGCCCCGUGCUUUUUGCUGUGGCCCAGGGCGACCCCGAGCUCUGCUGCCCCCAGGACUUCCCGGGCCCAGAGAGCCAGCAGGAAAACCUCGAGCAGCCGUUCCUGAGUGUGUUCAAGAAGGGCAGGCGGAGGGUGCCGGUCAGGAACCUGGGCAAGGUCGUGUACUAUGCCAAGGUCCAGCUGCGGUUCCAGCACAGCCAGGACGUCAGCGACUGCUACCUGGAGCUGUUCCCCGCCCACCUCUACUUCCAGGCUCACGGCGCAGAAGGCCUCACUUUCCAGGGGCUGCUGCCGCUGGUGGAGCUGAGCGUCUGCCCGCUGGAGGGGCCCGGAGAGCACUGCUUCCAGAUCUCAGCACUCCCCUGCACCCGCACCAGCCGCUCCCUCCCGGAGGCCUCAGCCACGCCCGCCCCAAGCCGCGCGCUGGCGCCCACACCGGACCAGGAGGACCCCGGCUGCGCCAGCAUCGGACGACAGAGAGCAGAGCUGAGGCGGGGCGGUAGCCACCGCUCACCCCGCGGCAAGGCCCCGGGGCCCCCGUUGCACCUGGACCUGACCAAGCUGACCCUGGAUGCUGGCCCGGAGGCCCCUGCUGGCCCUCCUGUCACACCACGCUCUCCGCUCUACGCCGACCCCUACACACCCCCCGCCACGUCCCAUCACAAGGUCACAGACGUGCGGGGCCUGGACGAGUUCCUCGUUGCCAUGCAGAAGGCGCUGGGGCCGGAGCCCCCCAGCCCAUGCUCCGCGGUCCCCGUGUCGGUGCCCGUCUCUGACCCCAGCUCCAGACGCCUCGAGAAGGGAGCCCCGCAGUCCCGAGCCUGUCAGUGGCACCAAGGCUCUGUCAAGGGUCAGGGACCACCACCCCCGGACUCCCCUCGGCUUGUCUGCCCUGCGAGGGAAGGCUCAGCCCGCGCCCUGCAGCUCCCCCCAGAUGGCCGGUCCUCCAUCAGCAUCGACAGCCUCUGGGGCAAGGCCCCAUCCCCCCCCCAUCAGCGGUGGCCCCGCCUCAGAGCCCCCGAAGCUGGGGGGGGGCUCGUCCAGUGGAUCUGACACCCGAGCUGCUUCUCAGGACCGCCUGCAGGGGCAGCAGUCGCCUGGAGGGGCCAGCGCCCGCUGCAGGGGCCAGUGGGGCCCCAGACCCAUCAGCACCCUGCCCUAUGCUGGCCGUGUCUGACCCCAGGGUGGAGGGCUGUCCAGGGCCCCGAUGUCAUGAGGGGCGGGAGGGGGGCCUGCCCCGGUGGCUGGCCCCCACGCGGGGUGCCCCAGGGCCAGAUCCCAGCUCCAACCCCAGGAACAGGGCUUCGCCCCGGGGCGCAGAGGCCGUGAGGCUGCAGUCUGCCUCGUGUCAGGCCGGCCAGGUCAACAGCCCACUGCCACGGGUGCAGGUGGGCGGCGGUAUGGAGGUGUGUGGGGGAAGGGGGUCUCCGACAGGAAGAAACCCCUCAAAGAAAGAAAACACUAAACAGAGACGGAGAA
Condylura cristata (star-nosed mole) is the source of this 2538-nucleotide messenger RNA. It is a transcript of the gene PLEKHN1, whose product is annotated as pleckstrin homology domain containing, family N member 1. Gene Ontology annotation, biological process: positive regulation of apoptotic process; response to hypoxia; 3'-UTR-mediated mRNA destabilization. The transcript is spliced from 15 exons. Gene Ontology annotation, molecular function: phosphatidylserine binding; phosphatidic acid binding; phosphatidylinositol phosphate binding. Lineage: Eukaryota; Metazoa; Chordata; Mammalia; Eulipotyphla; Talpidae. The coding region runs from base 1 to 2112 and encodes 703 amino acids. The record is from RefSeq and is a predicted model, not a curated record. Gene Ontology annotation, cellular component: mitochondrial membrane; cytoskeleton.